This is a messenger RNA of Humulus lupulus (European hop), 1008 nucleotides long. RefSeq lists its product as uncharacterized. The record is from RefSeq and is a predicted model, not a curated record. Bases 1 to 1008 code for a protein of 335 amino acids. Lineage: Eukaryota; Viridiplantae; Streptophyta; Magnoliopsida; Rosales; Cannabaceae. The transcript is spliced from 5 exons.
AUGACAACGAAUAACUACCAGUGGCCAACUGAAAGGAGACAAACCAAGAAGGUGUCUGGUAUGAUUGAAAUGGAUGCUAUUUCCAUGCUUACAACACAAGUGGCAGCAUUAACGAAGCAGUUACAACAUAGAAACUUGUCAUCCCAAACCAUGCAAUUCAUGAUUGAAACCAGAGCAUCUAUUAGGAGUUUGGAGACUCAAUUAGGGAAGUUGGCUACUUUGAUGACAAACCAUGCUCAAGGGAACUUACCAAGCACUACUAAGGUAAAGUCAAAAGAGCAGUGCAAUGCAAUAUCCUUGAGGAGUGGCAAGGAGUUAAAAGAGCCAAAAGUGGUUGAUAAGGAAAAGGAAGUGACUGGGUCAAAUCAACACAUCAAUAUCCCAUUUUCUGAGGCACUUCAACAAAUGCCAAGUUAUGUGAAGUUUAUGAAAGAAAUUUUUUCAAAGAAAAGGAAGUUGAGGUAUUAUGAGACAGUGACACUUACUGAGGAGUGCAGUGCGAUAAUUCAAGAGAAACUACCUCCCAAGCUUAAAGAUCCUGGUAGUUUCAAUAUACCGUGUUCUAUAAGGGGCUCAGUGGUGACAAAGGCUUUAUGUGAUUUAGGGGUCAGUGUGAAUUUAUUUCCUCUAUCAAUCUUCCAGAAGUUGAAUUUGGGAGAAGCUCGACCUACUAACGUGUCUUUGCAGAUGGUAGAUAAAUCAAUCAAACAUCCUCGUGGAGUGAUUGGGGAUGUAUUGGUGAAAGUGGAUAAAUUCAUCUUUCCUGUGGACUUUAUCAUUCUUGAUAUGGAGGAAGAUGACAAUAUUCCACUAAUACUUGGCAGGCCAUUCUUGGCUACUGGUAGGGUUUUGAUCGAUGUACAAAAGGCUGAGUUAAAGUUGCAAGUGCAAAAAGAGGAGGUCAGUACUUUGGAUCAUGAGCUAAACGCGAAAAGGAGAGGAAAUGGUGGAAAAUUUGAGUUUUUGGUGGUUGUUCGACUCAAAUUGUUAUUGAAAUUGUGUUUGUAG